CAACUAUGGAGAUGAACUUUCUUUUCUUUUCCUUUGGUUUGGCCGACAGAGAGAGAAUGGAGAGGGGAGAGAUGAGAUGAUGGUCUGCAGCCCCUUUCAGAUUAAAGUAUUAACUUGGAAAUCGUAAAAAUUUAAAACAUUUCAAACACUUUUAUUUAUCACAAUAAUAUUUUUCAUAAUAUAAACAGUACGGAGUUUUCAAUAUUGCGGAAGCUUAACAAUCAUAAUCACAAACAUAAUUUAUUUAUGUUCUUUAAUUCAAAACCAUCACAUCCAUUCCGACAAUCUCGCCUCCGUCUGCCUCCAGGAUCACGACACUUCAUUAACCUGCGUGUAGCAAAUAAAACAUACUACACGCUCAGCGUUGAAGCUGAUUUAAAUAAUUAAACUAUAUUCCAGUAUAAAAUAUUCCUAAAUAAUCCUUAAGCUAGGCCUAGUUUAAGACAAAAGGGUUUUGAAAAUCUUAAACUUACCUUCACUUAAGGCCAACCAAAAACCGACAGCGUAGUGUUCACUGUUGGGUGGGUGGUACCCCCAAACGAGUAGGUACUCAAGUUUGGUUCUUGGAUCCCGGUAUAUAGCAACACGACAGGUUUACGGACCUACGUACGGUGUAGAGUACACCGUCUCCAGCAAUUACUAUAAGUAUUUCGAGAUGAAUCAUAUUGUGGAAGCCUUCAUUGUACUUCCUGGAGGGAUUGACACUAUCGAAGGUUUGUUCACCUUAAUCUCAUGGGCAUCUGAAGGGUUGCACAGCAGACCUAUUGGUCUCUUAAACAUUGACGGUUAUUUCAAUAACCUAAUCAAGUUUCUAGAUGAUGCGGUGAGGCAGAACUUCAUGGCUUUGAAUCAGAGGAAACUGUUCAUUUCUUCUUUCUUUGUUGAUGAGCUUUUGGACAAGCUAGAGUUUGCUAAGGCUUUCCCAGGUCCUGGUGCUAGUUAUGACGAGUUUGCAAAUCCUGGAAGAUUAGACUUAGAGUUGCAUCUGUAAUAUAAUAUUAUCCAUGUACAUUAUGCGUUAGUCAUAAAUCUCGUUCUAAGUUGCAUGACCAGUGCAUUUCAGAAGAGUAUUUAUUUCCAACAACAAAAUGUAUCAUGUAAACAUUAAUCCUUUUCUUUAUCUUCCAGUCUUUCACUGUUGGUGUGACUGUUUCACAUCUUGUUUUGUACUGUCAUCUUGUUGCGACUUUUUGCGUUAAUAGGGUAUACGAACGAGUCAAUUAUCCUAAUGUUUGUAUAUAGAUUCACCCCUAUAAUGUGUUUCAGAUUCGAUACAUAUGUCGUAUUCGAUUUGGUUUGUGAGGCUCUAUUCUUGUUCUUAGAAAACGAUAGGUUCACUCUUGGGGAAUUUAUUCACUUCCUAUUUGAGAAUGUUCUUUCUUUGACGUAUUCUUCGGGUUGACAGAAGUUGAUUGACAUUAUUCACUUAGCCAUUUGCGUACUAUGACAUACAUAUAUGUCGCGCUUAUCGGGUUUACAGUCCCUUUUCUUGAUCUACUGAUGUCGUCUGUGAUCCUCGAAGAACAUUUUGAGGCAAUCUAAACUUUAUUAAAAUCGGGUCUAUGAGGAUACUAGCAACUCAAGAGAAGCAAAUUUUCAAUGAGUGAAGCAUGUGUGUUAUGCCAUAGUAACUUACUUGUUGAUUACCUUCCCGGGGCAGAGAUGUCGCGGAGGAUGCGGAUGCAGGACUUUGAAAAUACUGACUCAAUGAUCCGAAAAUCGUUUUGCUCUGAUACCAAAAUGUAACACCCCAAUCCGUAUAACCCGGAAUUACACGAAUUAAGGUGAAACGAGAGUUAAAUAAAAAUUUCACUUGACAUUUGAAUAUGACAAUUACUUAAAAAUAUUAAAUUUACAGACUCUGGAUCGCAACCCAUUUAAAAAAUAUUUUCAGAGUAAUGCGGAAGUACAAUAAUAAUCAAAUCAUGACACAUUUUAAAAUCUGUUGACCAAACAUUGCCUGCCAUCCUUGCAUCUCCUCUGACUCAAUGCCCUCCCGGAAAGGUUCCAUCAUUGUCUUCUUGUUAUAUGUCCACAAAAAUGUAUAACAAUAUUCCUGAUAUGACACUUUAUAUCAUAUGGUCAAUUUGAUGAAUCAUGAUGAUAAAUAUUUAAUGAUAAUUGCAUGAUUAUGGCACAUUUAAUUUAAUCAAUUUGAUUGUUCUUGAUGAUGAUUACAUGACGCCUAUGUAAUCAAUAUAAUUGUUCUUGAUGAGGAUCACAUGAUGCGUAAUUGAUGUUACACAUAGUCAUGAUGAUUUUACUUGAUGAUGACUUCAUGCUGUAUGAUUCUAAGUCAACAAGGAAUGACCUUGCAACUAUGAGAUUCGCCCAUUUGGUACGACGAACUCAUGUCCUUCUUAGUCUCACGAGGGAGACUAGAAAAAUAGGGGUGGUACUCGAAAGUCUGAAUACCAUGUACGUACACUAAGCCCGGUCAGGGUUGUCGGA
Molecule: messenger RNA, 2451 nt
Organism: Cuscuta campestris
Lineage: Eukaryota; Viridiplantae; Streptophyta; Magnoliopsida; Solanales; Convolvulaceae
Source: the annotation of a GenBank genome assembly